Messenger RNA from Plectropomus leopardus (leopard coralgrouper), 6669 nucleotides. Its product is annotated as protein EFR3 homolog B. Gene Ontology annotation, cellular component: plasma membrane. Gene Ontology annotation, biological process: protein localization to plasma membrane. The record is from RefSeq and is a predicted model, not a curated record. Lineage: Eukaryota; Metazoa; Chordata; Actinopteri; Perciformes; Serranidae.
CAGUAACAGCUGGUAGCUCAAGGAACAGAAACACUUUAUGUAUGGUGUCCUGUCAUAGCUGAAAUUAACUCAGGAUUUUCUGUCGUUAACGGUCUGCGUGCCACACAUUUACAGGAUUUAAAUUUUGUUCACUUCAUGGCCAAAGACAAUCCAGGGGUUUUCCUGAUUUUCGUAGCGCCGGUGGAGACUCAGUUCGCGGCUGGAGUGCCUUCCAUCUCCCUGCCUCUGUGAACCUGGAAGAGCAACGCCGCCUUGUGACAAGCAUCCAACAUGACAGGGGUUUGUGGUUGUUGCGGGGCGCUCAGGCCUCGAUACAAGAGACUGGUAGACAACAUCUUCCCAGAAGACCCAGAGGAUGGGCUGGUGAAGGCCAACAUGGAGAAGCUCACAUUCUACGCCCUGUCAGCUCCAGAGAAGCUCGACCGAAUCGGAGCCUACCUGUCUGAGAGACUGUCAAGGGAUGUUGCCCGACACAGAUACGGGUAUGUGUGCAUAGCCAUGGAAGCCCUGGACCAGCUGCUGAUGGCUUGCCACUGUCAGAGCAUCAACCUGUUCGUAGAGAGUUUUCUUAAGAUGGUGCGAAAGCUGCUGGAGUCAGACAAACCCAGUCUGCAGAUCCUAGGAACCAACUCUUUUGUGAAGUUUGCCAACAUAGAAGAAGACACACCAUCGUACCACCGCAGUUAUGACUUUUUUGUGUCGCGCUUCAGUGAGAUGUGCCACUCAAGCUACGAGGACCCUGACAUCCGCACAAAGAUCCGCAUGGCAGGUAUCAAGGGCCUGCAGGGUGUGGUGAGGAAGACUGUAAAUGAUGAGCUGCAGGCCAACAUCUGGGACCCUCAGCACAUGGACAAGAUCGUCCCCUCUCUGCUUUUCAACCUGCAGAGUGGAGAGCGCACAGAGAGCCGCUCCCCUUCUCCGCUGCAGGCGUCGGAGAAGGAGAAGGAAAGCCCGGUGGAGCUGACUGAGCGCUGCUUCAGGGAGCUGCUGGGACGAGCCGCCUAUGGCAACAUCAAGAACGCCGUCACGCCCGUGCUGAUGCACUUAGAUAACCACUCUCUAUGGGAGGGGAAGACCUUUGCAGUGCGUUGCUUCAAAAUCAUCAUGUACUCCAUCCAGUCGCAGCACUCUCACUUGGUAAUCCAGCAGCUUCUCGGUCACCUGGAUGCCAACAGCAAGAAUUCAGCCACAGUGCGAGCCGGGAUAGUGGAGGUGUUGCUGGAGGCAGCAGCCAUUGCAGCCAGCGGUUCUGUGGGUCCCACAGUGUUGGAGGUGUUCAACACCCUGCUGCGGCAGCUCAGAUUGAGUGUGGACUACGAGUUAACCGGCUCCUACGACGGCAGCACCAACAUCGGCACCAAGAUCAUAAAAGCUCAUGAGGAGAGGCAGCUGCAGGAGGCUGUCAUCAGGACCAUCGGUUCAUUUGCAAACACUCUACCAACAUACCAGAGAUCAGAGGUCAUGCUUUUCAUCAUGGGGAAGAUCCCUGUCCCCGGGAUUCACCCAGCUCUUCCCUCUACAGGCUCUGGGCCCGAGGGCACCAGGAUGAUUCAGGUUAUGUUACUCAAGUCCUUGGUCCAGGUGACAGCAGGUUUCCAGACCACCAACAUGCUGACGGCACUGCCCAGCUCGUUCCUGGAGCCGCUGCUGUCCUUCUCUCUGACAGAGGAUCCAGAGAUUCGGCUGCUGGUGCUCCAGAUCCUCCUCAGUCUCAUCGACAGGCAUGACAACACACCCAAGCUCUCCAACAUAAGCAUCAUCUCCGACAUCUCUGUGCUCAAGCUGAAAGUUGACAAGUGUUCCAGACAAGACAACCUAUUUAUGAAAAAGCACGGCCAGCAGCUGUACCGACACAUCUACCUGGGCUGUAAGGAGCAGAGCAGCGGUCCGCAGCACUACGAGUCCCUCUUCACACUGCUGGGUCUCAUCAGCGUGGAGCUGGCAAAUGAAGAGGUGGUGGUUGACCUCAUUCGCCUGACACUCGCACUGCAGGACCUGGCUCUGUCCACCGACGAGGCUCUCCCCGUUUAUAACCGCUGUGCUGUUCACGCCCUUGCCGCUGCCUACCUCAACCUCAUCUGCCAGCUCACCACCGUCCCAGCCUUCUGCCAGCACAUACACGAGGUAAUUGAGGUUAGACAAAAAGAAAGUCCCUACCUUUUGCCUGAGGAUGUCUUCGUUGAUAAUCCCAAGCUGCCGUCUUUAUUGGAGAAGGUAGAAGGGGAUGUUUUGUUCCUUCAGUCGAAGAUCACUGAGGUCCUUGGAGGCAGCGGUUAUAACACAGACAGACUGGCUACGCCUUAUGUCCCCCAGUAUACUGAUGAGGACCGUCUGUCCAAGAGAAAGAGCAUCGGAGAGACCAUCUCACUGCAGGUGGAGGUGGAAUCCCGAAACAGUCCAGAGAAAGAGGAGAGGACUCCAGCAGAGGAGAUCACAUUUGAAACCCUGAAAAAUGCCAUCGUGGACAGUGUGGGUAUGGAGGAGCAGGAGAGGGAGCGGAGGAGACAAGUGGUCGAGAAGUUUCAGAAGGCCCCCUUCGAGGAGAUAGCUGCCCACUGUGGUGCCAGGGCCACACUACUGCAGAGCAAACUAAAUCAGAUCUUUGAGAUUACAAUCAGACCCCCGCCAAGCCCAUCUGGAACCAUUUCAUCAGGUUACGGCCAAAGCCAGAGUCGAUCUGUACCCAUCUACGAGAUGAAGUUUCCUGACCUCUGUGUGUACUAAACCGAAGAGCGAAGUUACAGAACUAUUUAACAUUUAAAGGACAGGAAAGGGAUUUGGGAAGGGCAACCGAUCCUCACUGUAAAGGCGUCUUCAUCGUAGAGUCAAGCAACCACGGGGGAUAAGGAGACACUUGUUUGAAGCCAACUCAAGAACAAGCCACCUCCUCAUUAACUUAGUUCCUUUGCCCUGUGAUCGCAGCCAAAACAAGCAAAAAAAAAAACAACAAAAAAAAGCUAAUGUAACUAAAAACAGCAGUAAAACAAACAUUCAUUUCACGUAUUCCCUUCAUUUCUUCUUAGAUGUCUGUUGAAACUCCACUGGACGGAUUUUUAAAUUAGAAAUUGCCAAUAACUGUGAGGGAAAAUUUGUUUGUCCCAUACAGGUUGCCAUACUACCCUUAAUUACAAAAUUCAGCCGAUUUUGAUAUUUAAUAUUGUAUUUAUUUUGUUUGUUGAUUUUAUGGACAGGAAAAGCAUAAAUGAAUUAGAUGCAUUUUAAAUGACCCGACUGUAUUUUUGUGUAUAUUUAAUUGAAAUAUGGAUAGAUAAUACAUACAGAUAUGACGCUAACCCUUGCCAUCUGUUACUCAUCUUCUAAACAUCUGUCCCCGGUAUUUAAUGCUGUCUUUGUUUCGCCUUUUUUUUUUAGCUUUAGCCAAAAGUGCUUUUUCUUUGAUGACGGGCAUUUAUUUCCUGCACCUAGCUUUGUUUCUUCUUCUAAUGGUUAUUUUUGUUUUUAGCUGUGGUUUGAAUGAAAGAUAACUGUCCUUCCAAAUUGAGUGCCUUACAGGUCACUCAAGUUCAAACACACACAAAAACGCACACUGCACCACAGUCACGACGACACUAAACCUCCGAACAUCUCAAGUGUUUACUGUGACAUUUAUCCGAUCAAACACUAGAAGAUAAUUAAGGAUCCUUUAUUUUCCUCCUUUCCAUAUAAAUGUGUAUAUACAGAGAAAUAUAUAAAUCUUUAUGCUGAUGUACAGAGUAGGAUUGUUUUUGUGUGUGUAUAUAUAUUGUAUAUUCUAAUUUUAGACUGCCACUGCACUGAUUGUGUCCGUAGAGGGGAAGAACUUGGUGUUCAGAUAUUUAAGUAAAACCCUAAAAUGAAUAACCAGCAACACAUUGAAAUCAAAAAUGUGUACCUGAGAAGCCCAUAGUACAAAUCUGCACUGAACAAAAAAACCAAACACUUUUGUUUUUGCUCCCAUUUUUCACAGAUUUAAGUUUAAGAUUGAAGACUUUUUAAUGGACUGAGAUUUUCAUGGUAGAGUUACCGUUUUAGAAAUAUCACGGUUUCAGAGAAUACAAUUAUUAUCAGUUUCAAUGACACUUAAGGAAUGAAAACACAGGUUUCAUGAGCAAACUCUACUAUAAUUUAAACUUGAUCAUUUUUGAUGGAGGUAUGUUAUAAAAAAAGUCUCCCUUUUGAAAAUAACGAAAGAUUCUUCAUCAGGUUGCUUUUCUUUUUUUCUUCUUCUUAAAUACCAUAGAUAAAUGUACAUGCUAUAACUGUUCAUUUUCAUGUCACGGUAUACCAACCCUAGACUUAAUAAGUCUGUAUAAGUCUGUCGAAGAUUGGUCAAUAAUGUGUUAAAAUCUGUGUUUGUAAGCACUCCUAUACCAGGAUAAUCAUCCACACAACAAGUGUGGCAUAUCGAGAUUCGGAUUAAACAGCACUGUUACUAUUGUUACUCCCAGUUGUUACUAACUGAGAUGAUCACGAUUAAAGGUCACUCUGCAGUUUGAUCACACAACAAGAUGCCACAGAUGUCACAAGGUUUGAGGGAGUGCGCCAUUGGCACGCUGACGGUGUGACUGUCCAUCAGAGCUGUUCCCUGUGAACUGAACGUUUUUUUCACUACCAUAAGACGACUCACAUGUCGUCUCAGUGAAUUUGGCAGUACAUCCAACCAGCCUUAUAACCGCACAAGUCACUUACAGUUUGUGCAGAAGUUUUUCCGUUGGGCAAACCAAGGUUCAAGGUUUCUUUAAUUGUCUUCCUUGGACGAAAAUUUUUGUAGAUAAAGGGAAAUUGUUGCAUCAAACAUAGACAGACAUUACUGUUCAAAGCAUUAAAUAGAAACAAUAGACACAACACAGUAAAGAAAAAAACAAAUAUUUCAACAAUACGCUGUACGUGGAGGUCCUGAGCUGUUGUGGUUAAAAGUAGUCUGCGGUUGUGAGGCCGGUUGGAUGUACUGCCAAAUUCAUAGAAUCCUCAAUCCUCUUGCCAAUGGCACGCUCCCCUAAAAUUUGAAAAAUGUUGCAUUUUGUUAUGUGUUGAAACUGUAUAUUUUUUGGGUGUGUCCUGUUAUGUGACCAUCCUAAGGCACAACUUUUUUUUAGCAGCAUCUUGAUAUGCCACACGUCAGAUAAGUGGAUUAUUAGAAGUGCUCACUAAUGUUAACCUGUUAAAAAUGGGAGCAAAAACGAAGGUGUUGCGUUUAAACUUUUGUCCAGUGUUCAUCAUCUCGAGGCCAGUGUAUCACACUAGUGAAGUCUGAAAGUGUCCUGCUAAAGAAUUUAAGAACCUAAAAUAAUCAACUUGGUUGUUAGCCGCAGAUUUUGCAAAAGGUCUUAUCACCAGAAAAACGACCUUUAUUGUUGCCAUUACAUCCUCAAUCCUGCUGGAUUAAGUUUGCACUGUAUUUUUACGCCAUACUGCUGCUGCAGUGCACUUCUCUCAUUCAGAAAGAUUUAAAGUCUAAAAGCCAUUGUGUGCGCAUGUGUGCACAUACACACAGGUAUAAAAAGUAUAAUGGCAAUAAUUUGCCACUAGCCUGGCUAACACAGCCCAACUGUUGGUAGCAGAUCCUUUUGUGUUUUAAAUCGUACCUUCUGUUGUUGUGAUACCGUGAUGGUCAGUUUUGUGAUGUUGUAAAAGGGCCGACCCUCCAGCUCCUGCGCUUCUGUGAUUUAACUGCACCGGGUGUGAAACGCGCUGCAGCCAUCUUGUUUAAUGUAAGCAACAAGUGUCUGGUUUGUCCCCGAUUGUCAUGUGUUACAGUCCCGCUGGUUGCUUCAUUUUUGCAAUGUAGUGUCCUCUGUGUGUGUAUUCAUGUCCACCAAUGCCAGUGUAUCAUCUUUUUGUCAGUGCAGGUGAGCGUGUGUGUGAGUGUGUGUCCGUACGAACAUCCAUGUAGAUGUGCGUCUUUCUAUACAUUACCCAAGACCAAACUCUUCAAACACAGUUUACAGUCUUUGUCCAGUGACUCUUUCCACCACGUUAACGAAGAACAAGCUAUCUAAGAGUAAUGUGCAGCUGUCUAAACCUUCCAGUGACACUUUGUGUAAAACUGUCUUUUCAGCAUCUUGCAACCUCGCAGUGAAGACGUGUAAAUCUACCAGUGUGCUUGUUGUCAUUGCAUAGCGUGAUGUAAUACUAACUGACGGUAAUCCGAUCUUACUUUUGUCAUUACAUGGCUGGUUAAUAGAUCUGUUUACAAUGUAGUGCUGUAGGUCAAAUCUAUUCAUUCUGUGAACUUUGCACUUUAAAAACUGGAUUACCUAGUGACAAAGGCAGCUUUUACAUGGAGAAAAUGCCUUAUGAGUGUCAUACCUGACUUUGCAUGCUAGUGACGUUGCCGUGUUGUACAAUAAAUCUGUCUGUAAGCAGAAACUGUCUGAUCUUUUUGUGAUUUAUUUUGUUACUGAUGACAAAAACCUGAUAAAGAAGAAUGUUGUUUUUUAAUGUGAUCUGCCUGAGACACAGGAAGCUGCUGAGCGUCAUCAUGCAUCAUCAUGCAGAGUAUGAAAACAAUCUUUGACUCAAGACUGAAUAUUCGGUUUCCACAGCUGUGCUCAUAGUGUUAUUUUUUUAGUUGCUGUAAUAGACUGGCUUCUGUUACAUUACUUGCAUCAGUGCUUGUAUUGUGUGUUUGCCAUUCCCAUGACUGUCACCUGAUUGGAUAGUUUACCAGAAUUAAAUUCAGCAUGUGUA